AUGGAAUAUUUAAAAUUGUGUUUUUAUUUAUUUUUUUUUUAUUUUGUAAUGGAACAAAUACAACAACAACAACAACAACAACAACAACAACAACAACAACAACAACAACAACAACAACAACAACAACAACAACAACAACAACAACUACAACAACAACAACAACAACAACAACAACAACAACAACAACAACAACAACAACAACAACAACAACAACAAAAUCCAAAAAUGAAUAAUCAACCAAAUGAAACCAGAUUGCCAUCUCCACCAUUAUUAAACUCUACUGUUCCAAAAAAUGAAUUAAAUAUUAAUCAUCACCAUCAACAUAAUUAUAAAAUCAACUCUGCACCUCUAAAAGCAAGCCAACAUGCCAAUGAAUAUGAUCAUAAUGAAGAAUCUUUAAAUUCCAGUAAUAACAAUAAUAAUAAUAAUUUUAAUAAUUCUCGUCCAACAUUUUCUUCCUGCUCUGGAAAUUCAAAUAAUACAACAACAACAACCACAACAACAACAACAACCAAUCCAAUCAAUGGUUCAGUUAAUUCUAAUGUCACUACAACAAGUAUUAAUACAAUUCAUCAAAAAUUUAUCACUCAAUUAAAACAAAGAUUAGGAAAAGGUAUUGAUUAUAAUAACUAUAUUAAUAAAUUAAAAAAUAUUAAUAAUAUUAACAAUAUUUCUAAAUUAAUUAAUCUAUCUUCUCAACCUGAUGCAAUUGGAAAAAAUAAUAAUUUAAUUUCAAACACUGGUCCAGUGGCUGAAAUGUAUGAUGAUGAAGAAUUUGAUGAAUUUGAUGAAGAAGAAGAUGAUGAUAUCUCUGCUCAAAAAUUAGUUGGAAUUCUCUCUAGGGAAAGUAGUAGUAGUAACCUAUCCAGUAUUGCUCCAUCACCAUUAUUACAACAACCAAAUUGUUUGCCGUCUCCAUUCAUAAAUGGUACUCCACUAUUAUCAAACCAUAGUAAUAACAACAAUAAUAAUAAUAAUAACCACCACCAUCAUCAUCACCACCACCACCAAAAAAGAUUAUCAAUUGGAUCAAUGGAUUCAACAAAUCACUUAACCCCACUGCCAUUAUUACAUAAACAUACAAACAAUAAUAAUAAUAUCAAUAAUAAUAAUAAUCAUAAUCAUAAUAAUAUAUUAGGUUCACCCAACCAACUUAAUAGAUCACAAGAUUUUACAUCUAAAAAUAAUAAUAUUAAUAAUAAUAAUAAUAAUAAUAAUAAAAUAAUUAAUGAAGAAAAUUGUAAUAAAGGAUCACCAAAUCAAAACUCGAGUGAAAAUAAUAGUGAAGAAGAAAAUGAAUAUCAUGGUGGUGAAGAAGGUAAUGUUUAUUCAGUUUAUGAUUUAAAUUCUCCAUAUUUUAAUGAAAGAAAACAAAGAGCUUUAUCAAAUAAUAAAUCACAACAACCACCACAACAUGUUCCAACUCCAUGUACAUAUAAUGAUUGCUGUAUUUGUGCCUAUGGUCCACCACCAUCAUUUUUUACAUCUGCGCCAACAUGGGCUGAUAUUUGCUAUAUUGCUUUAUACUGUUUAACCUUAUCAAGACCCGAAGUUAAAUAUUACCAUAUAAAGAAAGAUAUUUGUACUUUUAUCGACUGCCAUUAUGAAACUAUUUGUAUGAGAAAACGUACUUCAAUCUGGAGACAAACUGUAAAUAUGACAUUAUCACAUCCACAAUACUUUGAAAUGUUUCAACAAGAAAGUGCUCUUGAAAAUGGUAGAAAAGGAUACUAUGGUCUAAAACAAAUUCAUGAUCCAUAUGAACACACCGCUCUCAAUAAAAGAAGUAGAAGAAAGAGAAGACAUGAACAAAAAAUGAUUCAAGAAGAAUUAAAAAAGAAUGGUUUCACAAAUUUAUUAUUAAAUUCACCUUCUAUAGAAAAUAAUGAUCAACACCAUAAUGGUUAUAUUCAAUCAUAUAAUAAUAAUAGUAAUCAUAAUAAUAAUAAUAAUAAUAAUAAUAAUAAUAAUAAUAAUAACAGUAAUAAUAAUAAUAAUAAUAAUAAUAAUAAUAGUAAUAAUAAUAAUAAUAAUAACAUUAAUAAUAAUAAUAUUAACAAUAACAAUAAUAAUAAUAUUUUAACUUCACCAAUUCAACAUCAUCCACAUUCACACCAACAACAACACCACCAACAACAAUUACAACACCAACAACACCAACAACAACAAUUGCUACACCAACAACAUCAACAAUUGCUACACCAACAACAUCAGCAACAAUUACAAAUACAGUAUCAACAACAACAAACUCAUAAUAACAAUUUAAAUCAAACUCAACAAUUAUAUUAUAACCACCAUCAUCAUCAACAACAACAACAACAACAACAACAACAACAACAACAUAACAAUAAUAAUAAUAAUAAUAAUUCCAAUCAUAAUUCUGUAUUAACAUCACCUCCAUUAUCACAAUUUCCAAAAACUCCACUACAAUUAUCACAGACACCGCAACACUCACUCUCAGCACUAUCAUCACCAUUCCUUAAAACUCUAACCAUUGAAGAUGAGGACGAUUCAUAUAAUGGCCAAGUUCAUAAAAAAUUAAGAAGUGCCAAAUUAACCUCUGUCAAUUCAAUAAACUCAAAUAGUGGAAUGUCAUUACCAAUGAUUAGUAGUCCAUCACCAAAUUUAAGUCAUAUGCAAAAGAAUAGACCAAAUUUCGAUGAUAUAUUAAAUAGCUCACUUUCUUCAAGUAAUACUACUAAUUCAGCAACAACUUCAUCAUCAAAUUCAAUUCUUUCAAACUCACUAUCAAAUAUAUCCAAUAGUAGUGGUGGAAGUGGUGGCGUUUGUAUUAGUGAAGAUUAUGAAUCAAAUAUUCAAAGAAGAAAAAGCUUAAAUAACAUUGUUUUAAAUAAAACAAAUAAAAAUAUCUUGCCAAAACUUGAUGAUGAAUGUGAUGACGAAGAUGACUUUCAUUUUACAGAAAAUGAAAGAGAAGUACCAGUUUCAAAUUUAAAGAGUAGUUCCUUUAUUAUUAAUAAAAAUAAUAUAAUUAAUCAACAAAACUAUAAUGAAAAUAAUAACAAUAACAAUAAUAACAAUAAUAAUAAUUAUAAUAUUAAUAAUAUUAAUAAUAACAAUAAUAACAACUUUGAUGAUGCUGAUGAUGAAAAUGAGUUUGAAAAUAAAGAUAAUAUUAAUAAUAAUAAUAAUAAUAAUAAUAAUAAUAAUAAUAAUAAUAAUAAUAAUAAGAACGAUAAGAAUGAAAGUGAAUUUGAAUCAAAAGAAAAAUUAAAUUCACCAUUUGGGUCAUCCAUACCAAAUAUUGUAAAUAAUGAACAAUUAUCUCCAUAUUCUCAACAAAGUUUAUCCUCUUCCUCAUCUGAAAAUCCAUCACCACAAUGGUCAACCAAUGGUCCUUCUCAAACUUCUUCUUCAAAACUCUCAAACUCGACCUCAACACUAAUUAAUAAUAAUAACAAUUCAAUGUCUAUUAUGAGUAUCAAUAGUAGUGGAAAUAGUAUUAAUAAUACAACAACCUAUAAUAAUAAUAAUAAUUUUAUUAAUAAUAAUAGUAAUAAUAAUAAUAAUAUGGAAAUUGAUGAUGAUGAUGAAGAUGGUAUUGAUGGAAUUGAAGGUGAAGAUGAUUCAAAAAAGAGAAUGAGAAAAACAACUCGACCUGAUGAAAAGAUUUAUUUAGAGAUUUAUUAUCAACAUUUUUAUGAAAACAAUGGAAAACAUUCAAAAGAUGAACUAAUUACACUUUCCAAUAAUUUGAAUUGGAAAGUAAAUAGAAUUCAAAGAUGGCUUGAUAAUCGUAGAACUAAAGAUAAAUUAAAAAAUCUUCGUGUCUCUCAAGAGAGAACUAUUUCAUUUGGUGCCAGUUCAACAUCAUCAACUCAAACGUCAACCAAUUCUCCAUCAAGUCAAUUAUCUCCAUUAGUACCAAAUAUGAACAAUAAUGAUCAACAAUCAAUUUCAACACCUUCCCUUAUUUUAUCUCAAAUUAAUAAUAAUCAAAAUAAUAAUCAAAAUAAUAAUAAUAAUAAUAAUACUAACAAUGCUGAUGUUACACUUAUUAGCAAUAAUAAUGUACCAAAUACACCAAUUAUGGCUAACACUCAAUCAAACAUUAAUUCAUUAUUAAAUUAA
This is a messenger RNA of Dictyostelium discoideum AX4, 4092 nucleotides long. RefSeq lists its product as hypothetical. The transcript is spliced from 2 exons. Bases 1 to 4092 code for a protein of 1363 amino acids. Gene Ontology annotation, biological process: chromatin remodeling. The record is from RefSeq and is a predicted model, not a curated record. NCBI's taxonomy places the organism in Eukaryota, Evosea, Eumycetozoa, Dictyosteliales, Dictyosteliaceae. Gene Ontology annotation, molecular function: DNA binding. Gene Ontology annotation, cellular component: nucleus.